This is a messenger RNA of Mizuhopecten yessoensis (Yesso scallop), 741 nucleotides long. Its product is annotated as E3 ubiquitin-protein ligase TRIM33-like. Lineage: Eukaryota; Metazoa; Mollusca; Bivalvia; Pectinida; Pectinidae. The transcript has a single exon. The record is from RefSeq and is a predicted model, not a curated record. Gene Ontology annotation, molecular function: zinc ion binding. The coding region runs from base 1 to 741 and encodes 246 amino acids.
AUGGCAACUCCUAAAAGCCAAAUGCCUCUCCGUAUCAAAGGUCAAACGACAUGUUUACACCACAAAGGGAGACAACUAGAAUUUUAUUGUGAAAAAUGUCAGGAACUUGUUUGUUCAAAAUGUUUUUCUUCUAUACACAAAGCCCAUCCAGUUAGUGAGCUAAGUGAAAUCACUCCUCAGAAAGAACCAGACAUUAAAAACUUUAUAGACAGAACAGAAAAAAAUGACCUUGUACAAAUUGGAAAAUACAUCACCGCUACCGAUAACCUGCUUAAAGACAACACCAGUACUUUUCAGAAGCUGUCACAAAAGUUAAAAAUGCAAACGGAUAAAUUAAAACAAGAGCUGGACAUGCUAACAGCACAGACACUCUCUCUUUACCACAAAAUGGAAGAGGAUAAUACCAAGCUGAUAAAGAAAUACAAGCAGGACCUCGAGAUGUACGAGAAGCAACUCAAACAACAACUACAAGCAUGUAAAGCAGCUCUCCAGCGUGGUUCACACUUACAGAUUUAUGAUACGUUUUGUGAGAUCCAUUCUCCUAUAUACAGUCUCCCUGUAAAACCUGUCCUGGGUACUGCCAACUUCACUCCAAAUGAAAGUCCUCAAGAUAGCUUGAAAAAAGCCUUGGGAAAAGUUAUAACCUCAGGUCAAGGUCAAGCUUUAACUGACCAGGAUCGGUCAGUCUCAACAUCUGAUGAUAUGGGACAACCCUCUACACAACAACGGUCAGGAGCAUAA